AUGGAGCUGGGCAACUUCUACUUCCUCCUCAAGACCGAGAACGUCCAGCCGCUUGUGAGCGUGUUGGACGAGCUCCUGCACCAGCUCCAAGCCAACCACGAGCUCCUCGCCAAGGUGACGGCCCAGGCAGACGCGCUCACCUUCCCGGACCUUGUGGCGCCACCACCACCGCUGUCGCCUAAACCCGAGGCUGACCUGGCCAACAGUGGCCUCAAUUACCUCCUCAACCAGAAAUAUAAGCUUGACGAGAUCGUCGCCCGCAAUACCAAGACCUAUAGCGAUGAUGCCACUGUUGAUAGACUCCACAAAGAAAUCGAGGCGUUGGCGGCGAUAUAUGAGGGCAAACGGAAACGUAACCAGCAAAUGGUGAAGAUUAUCCAUGAGUAUGAAGAAUUGAUUAUGGAAACGAUCCUCCCGGCGUUGAGAAAGGAUGUGUUGGCGACAGAUAGCGAUAUCGACCACCGGUUGGUUGAGAGCAAAUUCGCCAUGGUUGAUGCCGUGUACCGGCGCUACGUGGCUAAUGUUGAGUGUCUUUCACGGCUUAUCGAUGUGGGAAGGCGGUUGAUGGCGGUGUUGGAGACUUACGAUGAUACCCACUAUCAAUUGCUUAACCAGUUUGAAGUGCUUCAGAAUCUAAAGCAUAAUCUCGUUGAGAUCGCCAUGCCAUAG
This is a messenger RNA of Diutina rugosa, 669 nucleotides long. RefSeq lists its product as uncharacterized. The record is from RefSeq and is a predicted model, not a curated record. The transcript has a single exon. NCBI's taxonomy places the organism in Eukaryota, Fungi, Ascomycota, Pichiomycetes, Serinales, Debaryomycetaceae. The coding region runs from base 1 to 669 and encodes 222 amino acids.